AUGCUUGUUGUCUUUGGCCUUCUCAUCAUCCUUUCGGGGCUCAUUUGCUUUACUUUGGAGCAGCACUGGUACAAAGGCAUGUCCCCAAUGAUGAAGGUGCCGGUCUACACGAUCCUGGGGACCUCUGUGGCCUUUGCCCUCACCUUCUCAGUGGUGGAUUUGGUGAACUAUGUGCUGGGCUUCUUGCAGGUUUCUGUUGCCAAACCCUUUGUAGAGUCCGCUGCACAGGUCUAUAUGGUCUUAGCUUGUGCUUUGAUCAUGGGUGGGCUUUUCGGGCUCAUCUUUGGAGUGAUGGAUGUGGAGGCCGUCGGCACCGGCCAGCUUGAUUCCUUUCCACAGCCGACCUUCUUCCAGAGCCACACCCAGCAUCGCCUCGAAUUCCUGUCGAAGGUAAAGCUAUUUCAGCGGCUCCCAGAAGAUCAGCACAACCUUUUGGCCUCGGCUUGUGAGGAGAUCACUUACGAGGAUGGUGAGGUGAUUAUCCGGCAAGGGGACCAAGGCCAUGAGUUCUUCAUCAUCAAAGAUGGUGAAGCCGAAGUCUUCAUUUCCCAGAAGAAGCAGGCCACCCUCAAGGUGGGUGACCACUUUGGUGAGAAUGCUCUUUUGCGUGACGAGCCCCGCACUGCGACCAUCAAGGCUGCUGGCAGAUUAAAGGCCUUGAAGAUCACCCGGGCGCAGUUCGUAGAGCUGGGGCUCAGGGAAAAGUUGGACUUCCCGCAGCGCAAAGCCGUCGGUGGGAUGGUUCACAACAUCGAGGUGAAGGAGCCAACGCCAAAGACCGAGAGUGAUAGAAUAUUGAUUUCCAACGCGUUGAAAGCCAACGAGAAUUUGCAAAGUGUUGUUGAUUUGGACAUUCCGCGGAUCAAAGCGAUCUGCGACAUUGCAUGGCGAGAGGACGUGGCAAAGGACACCAAGUUGAUUUCAGAGGGCGAUCUCAACGCGGAUUACUUUUAUAUAGUUCAGUCAGGCAGUUUUAAUGUCUUCAUGGGCGACACCUCCAUGGCAGAGGGCAAAGCAGCAAAGCCUGUGACCUCGAUUGGUCCUGGUGGCAGCUUUGGAGAGUUGGCCUUGUUGUACUUUGCGCCUCGAGCUGCCACGGUUCAGGCUGCCGACGAUUCCAAAGUUUGGGUCAUCGAUCGAGGUAACUUCAAAAAGAUAAUGGCUAAGUCUUCCGAUGAGCGUGAAGCAGAGUAUCUCAAGUACUUGGAGAAGGUUGACAUUCUGUCUCCGCUCAAAAAGGAAGAGAAAGCAGCUCUUGCAAAAUGUUUAACAGAGUUUACCUUUGUGAAGGGAGACAUUAUUUUUCAGCAAGGAGACACAGGUGACGCGUUCUACCUCCUGGUAGAUGGCACUGUGGAGUUGCUUAAGGACGACAAGGCUUUUCAGCGACAACAAGGCGUUCCCGACAAGGCAAAAUGGUUCGGGGAGCGAGCACUUCUCAAGAACGAGCCAAGGGCAGCCACUGUGAAAGUUGUCUCCACAUCAGUCAGAACUCUCAUGGUGGACAAGCAGUCCUUCGACAUGCUCUUGGGGCCCUUGGAGGAGCUCAAGAAACGUGGAAAGAGUGGACCAGGGUCGAAACUUCAGGAUGGUAAGAAUGAUGCGACAGAACUGGAUCUCAGCCGAUUUGGGAAGAUUAAGCGGAAGGAUCUGAAAGUCCUGGGACUCCUUGGCUGUGGAGGCUUUGGUGCUGUAGAGUUGGUGGAGCACCAGACCACCAACGAGACCUAUGCAUUGAAAGCAUUGAGUAAAGGCUUUCUUGUAAAGUCUGGGAUGCAGCAAAGUGUGAUGAGCGAAAAGAAUGUGCAGCUGAUGUGCGACUCCACCUUCAUUGUCAAGGUCUUUGAGACCUUCAAUAGUGACACCCAGCUGUUCUUUCUAUUAGAGUUGGCCCUAGGAGGUGAGCUUUAUGCCACUUACCAUAAGAAGGGCCUCUUUGGCAAGGAAGGCCAAAGUUAUCAUUGGCAAGACGUUUACAACUUGUGGCACCCCCGACUACUUUGCCCCAGAGCUGAUUGCCUCUGCGGGCCACACCUUAGCAGUGGACUGGUGGACUUUGGGAAUCCUCACUUAUGA
Messenger RNA from Durusdinium trenchii, 2076 nucleotides. Lineage: Eukaryota; Dinophyceae; Suessiales; Symbiodiniaceae. The record is from the annotation of a GenBank genome assembly.